AUGGGUGAAUUACAGUCGGCGCUUCUUCUGAGAAAACAACUUGCAGAAUUGAAACGAGUUCCUGUUGACGGAUUUUCAGCAGGUCUUCAAGGUGAUGAUAUUUACAAAUGGGAAGUGCUUGUUAUCGGACCACCCGACACUCUUUACGAAGGAGGGUUUUUCAAGGCGCUUCUGGAAUUUCCGAAGGAAUACCCACUGUUACCGCCAAAAAUGAAGUUCAUUUCGGAAAUUUGGCACCCGAAUAUUGAUAAGGAGGGUAACGUGUGUAUAUCGAUAUUACAUGAACCGGGAGAUGAUCGAUGGGGUUACGAGAAGCCAGAGGAGAGGUGGUUACCUGUGCAUACCGUAGAAACAAUUCUUCUUUCUGUUAUAUCGAUGCUAGCAGAUCCAAAUCAUGAUUCGCCUGCAAAUGUUGAUGCUGCGAAGAUGCAGCGCGAAAAUUUUUCUGAAUUCAAGAAACGUGUAGCAGCCUGCGUUCGAAAAAGUCAAGAAGAGGGUUGUUGA
This is a messenger RNA of Cercopithifilaria johnstoni, 504 nucleotides long. Lineage: Eukaryota; Metazoa; Nematoda; Chromadorea; Rhabditida; Onchocercidae. The record is from the annotation of a GenBank genome assembly.